AUGCCGGACGAGGAGAAGCCUCUUGCUCUGGCUCAGCCAGCUCCACCCAAUACUGUCCAGCCAUUGAUCUCCUUCUCCACGAUCGAUGCGCCCUCUCAACGCUUCUACGCUGUCAGCAUCGCUAGCCUCGUCCAGGCUUGGAAGUAUACCAAGAUCCUAUUCUCAUCAUCAUCAUCAUCAUCAUCACCAUCAGCGAUAGCAUCAACAAUAUCACUGCAAAGCAACUCAGCAUCAGUCUCAUUAUCAACAGCAGUCUUGAUCAACUUUUCCCUCCUCUUCAUCCUUUCACGUCUCGGCAUCCCAUUGCUCGAUCCGCGUCUUGCUUCUAAACCAACAACAGCAUCCAGCAACGAUGCACAAAAGGCAGUGUUACAGCCAGCCAAAAAAGUUGGCCUCACCUACGUCCACUACCUCGCCAUCUUUGCUACUCUUUCUUUCGUCGACGCAACUCUUCUUGGCGACGCUUCUGUCAACCCGCUCAUCUUGAUCCUCAAUGGCUUGCUCAGCGUCCUUCAUGUCUUAACAUCCAUGUUUGGCCUCAGCUUACCCACAGCAGCUCUCUUUCCUGACCCGCUAAGCCGACAGCUCUCCAUCAACGAAGGACAGGUUCGCAUCCGUGAUCUCAUCCAGCCAAAGAGCCAUAUCCUCGGCCAGCACACUAUUCACAUCCUUCCGCAUAGCACAGCGAAGCUCUUGCCAUCAAGUGCAUGCUAUUGCGUCGGUCGAGACACUCCGCAAGUCACGCUUCCUGUGCUCUUCAGCAAUGCACAGCCUGAUCUGCUUCAGUACUCGAUCACCGACUUUGCUUCAGGUCAAUCCAGCUAUUUCAACGUCAGCGUCGACAAUCUGAUCCCCUUUGGCCCAUCGAGUGCCGAUCGCGAAUCAGAUGAGCUCAGUGCCAUCUCUGUUGCCGCAAGCACACCUUCGACAAAGGCGCGCAGUCGCCAGAACGUUCUUCUUGAUGACGAGGACGCUCUCGACGAUCCAACUUCCUUGCUUCCUCGUGUCUCGUACGCAGAGCGUGUCCGUAUCCGCGCUCAACGUCGAGCUCAAUCCCUGGGCAAACGUACAGCCGGCCUCGAUACGCCAAAGUCGAAAGGCAUCCAAUCCAAUCCCAACGCUCAGCAGCUCUUGUGGCAUCUUCCCAUCACCCAGCCGGGCCGCAUCCGCCUGGAGCGUGUUCUUGACAACUCUCACAACGAUGCUCGCAUCUCCACCUCGGAAGCGCUUGUCGUCCAGUGCCCUUCGGCACGGCUCAUCGCUGCAGCAUCCACUGCAGCCCGCUUGAUGGACCCACCUCAACUGCAACACAAGUGUCCCCGUGAUCGAGCCGACUUUGCCGCUCAAGUCAGUGGUGUCGCACCUCUCCAGCUCGAGUAUCGCCGCGUCUACGAGCCCCUAUCUCCCCUCGGCUCUACAAGUCGACACAGGCACUCAUCACGACAAGAAGACAAACUUCUUAAGAUUUCUCGCAUCUCACCGCCUCACCACACUUCGCCCCUCCUCCUGCCUGAAGCAGAAGCGCUGCUCUCACCAGCAGAACGACUGGCACUUGCACGUGAGCGUACACGUGCUGCUUCUCGUCGCAACGACGCAGGCUCUGAAGACUUCUCAUGGGCCAAGUCAGUCGACGUCGACAUGCCACUCAGCAGCGUCGAUCUCGAACAGCCUGGCAACUACACCUAUGUCCUUGAGAGCGUUACUGACGCCUGUGGUAACAAGGUUGCUCUUCAUGCAGACCCUUUUGCUCGUCUUUCCCUUGCGCAAAAGGCACGCAAGAAGGUCAAGGGCGAGAGCCAACAUACCGCUACCUACCAGCAGUCGGUUGUUGUUCACCCGCGCCGGACUGUCGCUUUUGACCCAAGACAGUGUCGACCUGGUCACCCUCUUCCACUGUUGCGAAAUGUCAAGGGCAUCGAUCUCACCAUACAGUCUCCCCUGGACGCCGAACAGGUUGGUGAUUGGAAUGUCAGCCUCUCUUUCCAGCCUGACAACAGCGCUGCUGGAAAGGGUCUCUGGGCACGUCAUGUCGCUUCCGCAUCGACGAUGCAGCUCACUCUGCCUGCUCACAGCUCCAAAGUGCCUCUGACCAUCGAAAAGCCAGGUACCUAUCGCAUUGACGACAUUUCCGGGCCCUACUGUAGUGGCCAAGUGGGAUCGCCUUGGACAUGCGAGGUUGUCGAUGUACCUCCCCCCACGGCUCAGAUCAACUUCAGCAGCAUCCAAGACCGAUGUGCCGGUCCUGUCGGCCUCAAAGCCAUGUCCGUCCUCACAGGCACCCCACCCUUCCAGCUCCAGUACCAAGUCACCAAACAAGGUCGUCAUACCGAACGAAAGACGAGAACCAUUUUCGAUCAGACUCGUGACCAACUCGAUUUCCGACCGGACGUCGAUGGUGCGGUCACGUACAAGUUUGUCGAGCUUCACGAUAGCAACUACCGCAACAUUCCACUUGAUGGACCCUCGUUCACCCAGGUCUUCCACCCAUUGUCCAGUGCUGAGUUCACAGCCCCGAUUCGAGUUCAUGAUGAUCGAGCGGUGAUGCAGAGCUGUAGUGGCAAGCAGGCUGAGGCGGAUGUCAGGUUGAGUGGUGCCGGGCCAUGGGAUCUCACCUAUGCGGUCCGUGCCGGCGAUCGAGUGGAAACCAAGGUCGUUCAAGGUAUCACCGAGUCUCCGCACAAGCUCAAGAUCGAUAUUCCCAAAUCCGUUGCUGCUUCGGGUGGAUUGGUGACAGUCAGUCUGGUCAAGAUCCGCGAUGCUAGAGGUUGCGAGAAAUCGCUAGCUACUCGUGAUCUCAAUGUCGAGGUCCGACGGGUUCAGCCGAGUGUCGGAUUCUUGCCCAUCAAAGCGGAUAAGGAUCGUCAUGUUGAGGUGCUUUCCGGAAAAGCAGCUCGUCUUCCCCUUCGUCUUAGUGGACAGGGCCCUUGGAAUGUUGACUACUCGUACAAAGCGCACGAGUCGGCAGAGGAAGUGCAUCUCACUGCAUCGCUCAAUAAUGUCGAUGCUGAACUCAUGGCCGAGCAUGCAGGUCUGUACAAGAUCCAACGGAUCCGAGACAACUACUGUCCUGGUAUCGUGCUGGAGGGGCAGCAAGACUACAGGGUCAGCGUUCGUCCUCAGCCUCACGUUCAGUUCGCAAACGAUGCUGGUAUGCUUGCUCGAAAUGGCAGCCUUGUGCGUGCACCCGUGUGUCGCGGUCAACCUGAUUCGGUGGACAUUGUCAUGUCCGGUCACUUCCCAGUGGAUGUGGAGUACGAACACAUGGCACCGUCGUGGAGUGCAAGCAGCGAACCCGAAGCUUCUGCUGCACUUGCAUCUGCAGCCCACCAAGUCGCUCUGCACGGUAAACGAAGAAAGACAGCUUUCACCUCGGCUCUCAACACGACCAACCUCGAACUCUCGACCGCUUUGCCUGGCUGGCACACGUACAUCCUCAAUACUGUUGGUGAUGCUGUCUAUCCUCCCUCCCGCCUGCAGGAGUUUACGACUGAAUCACCAAGCAGGCUCGAGCAGAUGGUUUUCCCACUUCCCAGCGCUGCGUUUGCAAGCACAGCAUCCAAACGCAACCCACCUUCCCUCUGUGUCGGUGAUGGGCUUGAUCGACUUGAAAGCCUACCUGUGCUCAAACUGCAAGGUCAAGCGCCGUUCACGGUCACCUUUGAGGUAGUCUCCACUUCGAGCUCCUCUGCUGCUGCUUCAGGUACCGGCACAUAUCGAUUCACACGAAGCGGCAUCAAAUCCAACUCAUACAAGCUCGACCUAUCCCACGACGAAUUCGCAUUCCACACCAAAGGUCUUUAUUCUAUCCGAGUUGUCCAGGUGACGGAUGCUCACAACUGUCAAUCCGCCCGCAUCCAGGAAAGCAAACGUCCCGGACAAGAGGAGAGAGCGCUGAUAGUGCAAGUUGCUGAAACUGCCGACAUUUCUGCUGUUUCCACCCGCCAAGACUACUGCAUUGGCGAGCUGGUCGAGUUUUCCCUUCAAGGCAGUCCCCCCUGGACAGUCUCAUACGAUUUCAACGGCAAAACAGCGCAAGCCGCCGUUUCAAAAGCGCAAUUCUCCCGCGUUGCCGAAAAAGCUGGCAUUCUCACCAUCAAAUCCGUCGCUCAUCAACAAAACCAGUGUCGACGAGAUAUCAACCCUCGUUUCUCCCAAGACAUGGUGAAAACCAUCCACGAUCUUCCCACAGUCCGAAUUUCAGAGGGCAAUCAUUUUGUGCAGGAUCUAAGGCAAGGGAACCAGGCAGAGAUCAUUUUCAGUUUGAAAGGCAUUCCGCCGUUUAGUUUUACGUAUCAGAGGACUGAGCCGGUGGAUAGACAUGCAAAGCCCAAGGUGUUGGAGACAAAAACGGUCAGUGGCAUUUUGCACGAGAGCUAUAGUAUUUGGGCAGCCGUGGAAGGCACUUGGAGUGUGACCUGGUUGCAGGACAGAUGGUGCCAGGUGUCGUUGGAUUAUCAUAGUGGCGCCGCUACUCCGUUGGGGAAGAGUCGAUUAGCGAUUAUGAAUGACGUUAGCCAGCCUAACUAG
Molecule: messenger RNA, 4527 nt
Organism: Ustilago hordei
Lineage: Eukaryota; Fungi; Basidiomycota; Ustilaginomycetes; Ustilaginales; Ustilaginaceae
Product: putative Nuclear pore membrane protein
Exons: 1
Coding region: 1-4527 (1508 amino acids)
Biological process (GO): protein import into nucleus; nuclear pore organization
Cellular component (GO): nuclear pore transmembrane ring
Molecular function (GO): structural constituent of nuclear pore
Source: RefSeq, a predicted model, not a curated record